This is a messenger RNA of Centruroides sculpturatus (bark scorpion), 5791 nucleotides long. Its product is annotated as calsyntenin-1-like. Gene Ontology annotation, biological process: positive regulation of synapse assembly; positive regulation of synaptic transmission; homophilic cell-cell adhesion. The transcript has 16 exons. Gene Ontology annotation, cellular component: postsynaptic membrane; cell surface. The record is from RefSeq and is a predicted model, not a curated record. Gene Ontology annotation, molecular function: kinesin binding; X11-like protein binding; calcium ion binding. NCBI's taxonomy places the organism in Eukaryota, Metazoa, Arthropoda, Arachnida, Scorpiones, Buthidae. The coding region runs from base 68 to 2887 and encodes 939 amino acids.
CGACCUCAGUGCUCACAAGUCUCCGAGUUGUUGUAGCAACCACUUCGGUCUUCCGUUUACAGUUAACAUGAAUUAUAUUUUUACCGUCGUUUUAUUAACGGCGAAAAUCUUCAUUACUCUUCAAGCGAAAGCACCUAAAUUAGAAAAUGUAAUACCAAAAGAAGGAUAUCAUGCGAUUGUUAAAGAAACUGAAAGGCAACUAGAAGUAACUCCAAGAAUCAAGGUUGUUAAUGCUGAAGUUUGUAAUUUCCUGAUAACUAAUAAGCAUCAUGGAGAUGUACCAUUUGUUGCUGAAAUUACAAAUAAAGAAGAAGGAGAAGUUGUUCUUGUUGCAAAAAGGGAAUUGAAUUGUGAAAAAAGGAAAACAUAUAAAUUUGAUAUUGCUGCUGUUGGAUGUGAUGGUCAAAUAUCAGAAAAUGUAACUGUUCAUGUGACUGUUGAAGAUGUAAAUGAAUUUCCACCAACUUUUCUUCACGAAUCUUAUACGGUAGAUGUUAAUGAAGGAGAACUUCAUGAUCAGAUUGUACAGGUGAAAGCAGAAGAUGGAGAUUGCUCUCAAAAAUUUAGGGACAUUUGCAAAUAUGAGAUAAUUACACCUAAUCAACCAUUUACUAUUGAUUCUGAAGGUCGUAUCAAAAAUACUGAGCCACUUUCAUGGGAUCAAAGCCGCAAUCACAUUCUCCUUGUUGUUGCUUAUGAUUGUGGAAUGAAAAGAUCUAAGCCUACAACAGUUAAUAUUAAAGUUCAUAGAGUUUGUCGACCUGGCUGGAAAGGUAUUCGAGAAAGAAUUGAAUACACUCCAAGCUCUGGGCAACAGAUACUUUUUCCAGAAGCACAGUUAGAAUUAUGUGAUGCACCAUGUACACCAGAAAAAUUAACAACAAAAGUUACACUUUCAACACAUCACAUUGGAAAAGGAUGUGAUAGAGAUACCUACUCAGUCGACUCUCAAAGGAAACUAUGUGGUGCAAGUUCAGAUAGUAUAGAUUUACUUCCUUCUCCUGGUAUUGGUGCUGAGUGGACAAGAGAAUUACCAACUGAUGAAGGCCAUGAAAGUGAUCAAAUAUAUGAAUUUGAUGGAGUAACAAAUGCUGUUGUUAUUCCUGAAUCAACCCUUAACCAUAAUUUAACCAACAACUUCACAGUUGCAUUUUGGAUGAAACAUGAGCCUUUACCUGAUCAUAAUAAUUCACACAUGAAGGAACAUAUUAUCUGCAAUGCUGAUGAUCAUAAAAUGAACCGACACCACUAUGCUAUAUUUGUAAGAAAUUGUCGUUUAAUAUUGUUGCUUCGUCGUGAAUUUUAUCAAAAACGACCAAUUGUAUUUAGACCAGCAGAAUGGCGCUGGAAGACAAUUGAAGUUUGUGAUAAUCAAUGGCAUCAUUACGCCAUAAGUGUGAAUUUUCCAGAGGCUGUAUUAUAUAUUGAUGGACAGGCAUUCCAUAGUCAGACAGACAACCCUGAAAUUAUAGAUGAUUGGCCAAUGCAUGCAACUAAAGGAAUUAAUACUACAUUUGUUGUUGGUGCUUGUUGGCAAGGUAAACAAAGCAAAAUGGAUUUCCAUUUUCGUGGAUUCUUAGCUGGAUUAUCUGUUCUUCGAGGUCACACUGAAAGUCCCGAUGUGUUAGCUUGUUUACAUCAUUGCAAAGAAGGUCUAGAAGUACCUCCAACUGAACAUUUAGAACCAGGAAUGGAGUUACAAAGUAAUUCUGAUCUUACAGAAGUCACAAUUGACGGUAAUAGUAAAACAAAUCUGGAAGAAUUAGUGGCUCAGCUUGCUUAUAUUAACUCUCGAGAAUUUCCUACACCUGGUCGUCGUAGCCUUCAUUUGUCAACUUCUGUUAUGUGUUCUGAUGGUAAACAAAUGAAAAUUCCUACUUCAGAAGCAUUUGUCAUAGUUUUGCAACCUGAACAACUAACAAUUGCUAUUAAUGGAACUCCCAAUGUUCCAUUUGAAUAUGAAUAUUUCAAACAAGGAAUAAUGUUAUUUUCAUCAAUAUCUAUUACUGUCAGUAAGGAACAGGAUGAAUUAAAUCAAAUUGUUCAUUCUAGUACUGGUUCAACCUUUAAUCAAGAACAUAAAUUAGAUUCAUGUACCGUUCAAGUCUAUCCACCUCUUAAUCCUGAUCAUGAAUAUUUCAUUCUCCCUACAAACUUGAUGUCACAUUUGGGUAUUUUGCAUAAACAAAAUAAAGAUGGACUUGUCAUAUAUGGAUCUGAUACAAUUCAUAAUUAUGAAAUGGUUUUGAGAGAGGUGCAUUAUUUCAAUCGUAAACCAGCAUAUUAUCUAAAUCGUGCCUUCAAACUUGUUUGUUCUGAACUGAAUGGUAGAUUCUCAAGUAAUGAAUAUGUACAAAUGGUUACGGUCAUUCAUCCACAGUCAGAAUUAAGCCAUGAAAUUAAAACAACUCAUUUACCGCCACUACCAGUAGCUCAUGCUCAAGUUAGUGGUCAUGAGGUAGAAUUUAAAAAUGCAAAAAUAAAACAAAUUGAACAUGUUGACAGUAAUAUCAUUGAUGCUAGUAAAGCUGUAGCUAAAACAUCAGCAAGCCAUGCUGUGACAAUAAUCAUUGUAGUAUGUGUUGGAUUUUUGGUAUUCAUGAUAGUUUUGGGAGUUAUCCGCAUCAGAGCUGCUCAUCAUCAUUCUCAUGAAAAUCGUGAUGAAGAACAAGAAAUGGCCUGGGAUGAUUCAUCGUUAACAAUUACUGUAAACCCGAUGGAUCAAAUUGAGCAGAAACAAGAAACUCAAAAAUCUCGUGAAGAGGACAAUAGUGACAGUUCUGAUGACGGAAGCAGUUACCAUGACGAUGGAGAGAGCUCAGAAGAAGAGCCUGAAAAAACCAAAGGGCGAGAACUGGAAUGGGAUGACUCCACUCUCAGCUUCUAAGACUGUAUAUCUUGCACAUCAAUCAACUUAGUGUGAAAACUGUGAAUUGUUGAAUAUCAAACUGUAGAUCAGAUGGAGAAGUACCACGAAGUAAUCGUGCUAGUGCUUUGUAUCAAAAAUUUCUUCCCCACAGUGUAAAUUAACUGUUUCCUACAUUUGUCUCUGAAGAUAUCAUCCAAUGGAUUCUGAUUAGAGGUAAUAGUUUCAAAGUUACAUUUACUACUGUUUACAUUUGUGAUCUCUACUUAAGUUAUAAUUGAUUGAAUAUUAUAGCAGUGCCAUAGACUGAUGUUCCUGCAUUUGGAAUUUUAGUGUACCUAAGUUAGUGCCACUUUUCUCUGUUAAAAAAAAGGAAUUCUUUACUUCCUUUUUCCAUAGUUAAUUAAUUAAUUAUUGUGAUAGGGUACACAUUAUAAAUGUUAAUUAAUGCCAUGAGAAAAGCACCAUUUUUGCUUCCUUUGAAACAAGUUGUUCCUCAAAGUGCCAGACGAUUUCAAUUCCUCUCCAAUAUUAAUGUGGAAAAAGUGAAUGUCGACAUAUCUAAACUUCUCCACAGUGAUGGUAGUUGAGAAUUUGUGCAAAAGUCUUCAUGUUUGUAUUGUCAAAAUGUUGUAAACGAACUGUUUAUUCAAAUUAUAUGUGGGUGAUUGCAAUAUAUUCAUCAAUAAUUAAGUUCUCAUGACGUAUUCGAUUAAUAAUGUAAAAUAUGGCUUGUCAGUUUGAUUUAUUUGGGAAUAUGGGUUGUAAUUUGAUUAUCAAACAGUUAACUUAUAAGAAAAAAUUUCACAAAAUUCUUCAUAUAAAUAUCUUAUAUGUAAAUACAGUAUAUAUAUUAUCUACGUGAAUCGUCUUUUAUGUAACUGUAAUUGCAUCUGUCAGUAUCGAUGCUUUGAAAGGAAAAAUAAUUCUAAUUUACAACUAUUUUCUUGUUAUAGAAAUUUUAAUUAUAUCAUUUUUUAUGUUUAUUUUAAUAUUAUAUGAAAUAAUAAUGUAAAUGGGUAAGAUUACAGAUAUAAUAGUGAUAUUAUUACUUUGAAGAAUUUUAUAGAUAAAUUUCAUAAUCACAAUAUAAGGAGAUAUUGCUUCCAUGAAAUUUCAAAAUCGAAACAUAAAUUUAAAUAUGUUUGAAUGAAAUUUGUACUGAUUAUUAUGGAGUAUAUCAAAGAAAUUUUACAUAACAAUUGAUUGAAAAGCAAUGUUUUACCAACCUUUUUUAAUAGGUAGUAAAGAAAGAAUACAAUAUAACAUAAAACAAGGAAUUACAUGUAAUAUUCUAACAAAAUAUUCAAGGUAUUCAAUCUUUAAAAAUAACACCUCAUCAAUGUAUCAGGAAAAAACAAUAUAGAAAGGAAUAUUAAUUGUAAGGCAAAGUUAUUUAAACCAAAAUAAUAUUUAUAUGUACCAUACAUUAUAUAUUUUCGUUUGAAGUAAAUAUAUCUUUACUACAACUGUAUAGAAUAUAGAAGAAAUUGUCAGGUAAAGAGUAUCAGGAUGGAUAUAUUUAUACUGUUUAGAUGAAAUUAACUCAUCGAAAAUAUGAGUCAUUUUCAUGUAUUUUGUUAUCUGGGUUUUAUAUAAUUUCAGAAUCAAAUUCCUUUUAUUAUGCUAAUUAUUAUUAGGGAUAUUCAUGAUAUACAACUGAUAAUUAGCUUCACAAAUAAAUAGUGCUUUAAGCAUGAUCAAUUACAAACAUCCCAAUUGAUGGGUAUGAUUAAAACAUUAUUUUGUUGUGAAAAGAAGUUUUAGCUUUAGUUAUUUUGUUAUAGAAUUUACAAAAUAAAUUAACUAUUAGGAUAUAUUAACUGAGAUGAUAUAUUGGAACAUAAUAUAAUUGUAUAUAACUUUUUAAUUUACUCUUCAUACACAAUGACGAUUGUGAUGGUAAUUGAGUAGUCUUCAUCCAUAUAUUCUUAAGAUAUUACUUUGUUUUUAUAGUUUUCAGUUAAUUUUUGUGUUCUUUGACCUUUUUUAGCAAGAAAUUUAAUAUAAUCAUGAAUAACAAUUAAAUCUGUUGGAGUGUAUUUGCAAUUAGUUUAAUAUAAUAAUCAUUAAUCCAUUCAUUGAUUAGACAAUUUUAUAUUGCUAAUGGUGAUAAUGCCAUUGCUAUUCAUCAGUUGUCUGAUACUGUUUAUCACAAAUAUCCACGUUUCAAAUUAUUAAAAAUUAGAAUGGUGUGGAUAUCUUUUCACUUUUUAAUAAUUUCAUUUAAUUUCUAAUUAAGUAAAUAUUUAUUUAGAUUAGUUGCAGCUGAUAUGUUUUUUCCUUUUUCAAUUUCAGCAUUACAUAAUUCCAUUGGAAUGCAGUUUUCUUAUAUUGUCAUUUAAAAUGGCAUAUGAUUUCAAAUUUCUAUUGAAUUGAAACAGUUAUUAGAAUUUAUUAUCACUAUUAAUUCUAUAAUCUUACCCAAUUUAUACAUUAUCUAGUGAGCAACCUCUCACAAUUUUGUUAAUAUUGACAAUUUAAAAAAAACUACUUAAAUACUUGUAGUAAAAAACUAUUUUAAAUGGCUAUUUAAUUGCCCAUUUUGGAAACUAUUUGCAAUGAAGAGACGAGACUACCUGUUGCAGCUGCUAUUUUUUUAUUUUUUCCUAUUAUUCUAUACAAUAUAUUUUAUGUGCAGCAAACAUUCCAUGUCGAAAGUGAGAAUUAUUCAUUUAAAUAGUUAUUAGUGUGAUUAAGGGGUAUAGAAAUCUUAAAAUAAUAACAAUAAAAAAGAUUUUAAAUGAAUGUAAAUUUUUUUCUGAUAUAAAUAAUGUGCAGAUAUACUGUAUUUAAGUUUUGUUUUUAAUUCAUACAAUGAAAUCUUCUCUUAAGAUUUUUCAAUAUAGCAGAACGAAAUUGAGGAAUUGAUCGGAUCAUGUAAGUGUUAAUGUAAAUGCAAUAAACUCAUUUUUAUCCCCCUUA